Molecule: messenger RNA, 936 nt
Organism: Parnassius mnemosyne (clouded apollo)
Lineage: Eukaryota; Metazoa; Arthropoda; Insecta; Lepidoptera; Papilionidae
Source: the annotation of a GenBank genome assembly
AUGAGUUUUGAUUCAACCUCUUCUAAGAAGCUUAAUUUAGACAAAGCGAAUAAUUUCAUGAGACAAUUCAGAGACCCUGACUCGAGAGAACUGAAGAAACUAUCGGCCAAUCAAUUUAUGGAAGUGUGGAGCCAUUACGACAGAGACGGUAAUGGCUACAUCGAGGGAACAGAGUUGGACGGCUUCUUGAAGGAGUUUGUUUCCAGCGCUAACUUCAUCGAUGUCAGUCCAGACGCCGUAUCCGACGCGAUGCUCGUUGAGCUCAAAGCAUGCUUCAUGGAGGCCUACGACGACAAUCAGGAUGGCAAGAUAGAUAUACGAGAGCUAGCUCAACUGCUGCCGAUGGAGGAAAACUUUCUUUUAUUAUUCAGAUUCGACAAUCCGUUGGAGUCCAGUGUGGAGUUUAUGAAGAUCUGGCGAGAAUAUGACACGGACGGCAGCGGAUACAUCGAGGCUGAUGAACUCAAGAAUUUUCUUCGCGAUCUGUUAAAGGAAGCGAAGAAGAUCAAUGAUGUAUCUGAAGACAAACUUAUAGAAUAUACAGACACAAUGCUCCAAGUGUUUGACUCCAACAAGGACGGGAAGUUACAACUCUCUGAAAUGGCAAAAUUGCUGCCAGUAAAAGAAAACUUCCUUUGCAGACAGGUCUUUAAGGGGGCGACAAAAUUAACAAAAGAUGAUAUCGAAAGGGUGUUCUCGUUAUAUGAUAGAGACAACAAUGGCUCAAUAGAAAACGAAGAACUGCGCGGAUUUCUAAAAGAUCUACUAGAGUUAGUUAAGAAGGAUUAUGACGCUCAAGACUUGUUAGAAUUUGAAGAAACGAUCCUUCAAGGUGUAGAGUACAGCAGUGACGGCAAAAUCAGCAGGAAACAACUCACAAUGAUACUGCUGGCACUGGCAAAACACCACCAAGAAGAAGAACCAGGAAGCCCAUAA